AUGGGGAUAGAGUUUUUUCUUUUGGUAAAUAAACAAGGCCAGACACGGCUGGCCCAGUACUCCUCCUUCUUGUCUAUUGCUGAGCGUACCGCUCUUGAGGGUGAAGUUGUGCGCAAAUGUCUGCAACGGCGAGAUGUGGAUUGCAGUUUUGUUGAGCAUAUGCAUUAUAAGCUCAUCUACCGCCGCUAUGCUUCUAUCUUCUUCAUCAUUGGCGUUAACAACACCAUUGUCUCUCCUACCGGGGCAAGUGCCAAUGGUGGGGCGGUCGCAGGAAAUUCCGUAGGCGGUGCUGUCUCCGCGGCGGCACUAUCGGGGGAUGCUGGUGGCGGCAUGGAGGAAUUGCAGGAGGAGGGAGAACUAGCGAUGUACGAAUUCAUCCAUCUUGUGGUAGAGACGCUUGAUAAAUACUUUGAGAACGUGUGCGAACUGGACGUGCUGUUUAAUGUGGAGAAGGCUCACUUUAUCCUUGAGGAGAUGCUUGUGAAUGGGGGAGUAGGAGAGACGAACAAGCUUCUUAUUCUGCAACCACUAGUGCUGAUGGACAAGGAGCCCCGCAGGGUGUAG
Molecule: messenger RNA, 564 nt
Organism: Trypanosoma rangeli
Lineage: Eukaryota; Euglenozoa; Kinetoplastea; Trypanosomatida; Trypanosomatidae
Product: clathrin assembly sigma-adaptin protein complex 4
Exons: 1
Coding region: 1-564 (187 amino acids)
Biological process (GO): vesicle-mediated transport; protein transport
Cellular component (GO): intracellular membrane-bounded organelle
Source: RefSeq, a predicted model, not a curated record